Nymphalis io (European peacock) is the source of this 2003-nucleotide messenger RNA. RefSeq names its product tRNA (uracil-5-)-methyltransferase homolog A. NCBI's taxonomy places the organism in Eukaryota, Metazoa, Arthropoda, Insecta, Lepidoptera, Nymphalidae. The coding region runs from base 107 to 1960 and encodes 617 amino acids. The record is from RefSeq and is a predicted model, not a curated record. Gene Ontology annotation, molecular function: RNA methyltransferase activity; nucleic acid binding. The transcript has 11 exons. Gene Ontology annotation, biological process: RNA processing.
UAAAAAUUGUGUAUAAAAAUUAAGGUUAAGACGUGGAUAAAGUAAACAAAAAUAAAAAAGUUUGAUAAUUUAAAUCUGAAGAACAAAGUUAAUAUAACCAUUUAUUAUGUCAGAAACUACUGAAACUGUAACUGAAAAUAAAAUAAACAGCGACAAUAAGGAAACACCGAGUAUUAGCGAAGAAUAUGCUUAUUUAGAUCGUGGUGGUUUCUCUUCAGAGAAGUUUAAGAUCGAACUUCGUGGAAUGCCUAAAUUUUAUGGCAUAGCAGAAUUGAAAAAGUUGAUGAAUCAUAAAUUAGGCUUGAAUACAAGCAAAAUUAAAAGACCUAAGAAUGGCAGUCAUUGGCUGUAUGCAUGUUUCCAAAAUAAUGAAGAACGCACUAAAGCUAUAUCUGUAUUAAACGGAUACUUAUGGAAAGGAAAGACAUUAAUAGCGGAAGAAGCAAAACCUGCUCCUGAUCCACUAGUAAGAAAGAGAAAACAAGAAGAAGAUGCUUCACUGAUUAAAAAGAAAAAAGAGAAUGAACAUAAGUCCCAAGAAGAAAGACUAAAAGAUGCUGUCACACCUUAUUGGAAUAUUCCUUAUGAAGAUCAGCUUAAACUCAAGGAGAAAGAAAUUAAAAAUCUACUCAUGAAAUUUGAUAAUGAAGUAUGGAAAAUUGAUAAAGGACGGCGAAGUCUGAUUGAGUCAAAUAGAAAACUGCAUAACGGACUUAGUUUUGAGCUUAAACCCAUAGAGAAAUCACCAGUCACCGAAGGCUAUAGAAAUAAAUGUGAGUUCACUGUGGGCAUUGAUGAUGAAACACAAAAGCCCACAGUUGGGUUUAGGCUCGGUAGCUAUGUUACUGGGACUGUCGGCGUUGCUCCUAUUAUGAGCUUGACUCAUAUAUCUGAAAAAACAAAAAAGGCUGUUUUACUAUUUCAAGAGUUUGUGCGUAAGUCAGCAAUGGCACCAUUUUCACCAGCCGACUUUUCCGGUUACUGGAGAUACCUAACUGUUCGGGAAUCAUCACACUCUGGAGAGCUCAUGCUUAUCAUAGCUAUGCAUCCACAGGAUCUAACAGUGGAGGAAUUGGAAGAACUGUCAAAGCAACUUGUGGCCCAUUUUAGUUCAGAGGAAGCAGUCGCGUGUGGCGUCAAAUCUUUGUAUUUCGAGGUUAUAAAAAAAAGGAGAGUGGGUGAAGAUGCAACAAAGCCAACUCAUCUGAUGGGAUCAACGCACAUCGUAGAUUCUAUACUGGGGCUGCAGUUCAGAAUAUCUGCGGAGGCAUUCUUUCAGAUCAACACGGCGGGUGCGGGCGUGCUGUACGCGCUCGCUGCGGCGCUGAGCGCGGCGCGGCGCGGCGACACCGCGCUCGACAUCUGCUGCGGGACCGGCACCAUCGGACUCUGCUUCGCUCAGCAUUGCGACAAAGUUCUCGGCCUGGAACUGGUUGCAGAAGCCGUGAAAGACGCAAAGGCGAACGCGGAGCUGAACAAUAUAGAGAAUUGCGAAUUCUUCACGGGGAAAGCUGAAGAUAUAUUGCCCUCAGUGUUAGCGAGGGCUACGGGAGAUGACAUCAUCGCUAUUGUGGACCCUCCUAGAGCUGGCCUCCAUAUGCGAGCAGUCACUCAGCUCAGGAACACGGAGAAGGUCAAACGCCUGAUCUACAUGUCGUGCAGUCCGGCGUCGGCCAUCAAGAACUUCGUAGACCUGACACGCCCUUCGUCCAAGACGUUGCGUGGCGCGCCCUUCGUGCCCGUCAGCGCCGUGCCCGUCGACAUGUUCCCGCACACCAAGCACGUCGAGCUUCUCAUACUGUUCCAAAGAGAGUGUGCAUCGAACUCAAAAGGCAGUACCGAAGCAAGUGAAACGCCUACCGAAGCAAGUGUUCCACUAACAGAUAUAAAUAAAAGUGAAAAGACAACCGACGAGCAAGCUUCUCCAGGGGAUAUUGUAAAUAAAAAUGAUGACAUGUGACAUGAUUAUUAUUUACAUAAAUAAUAAACGAUUUACAUUUUGA